Molecule: messenger RNA, 3769 nt
Organism: Dunckerocampus dactyliophorus (ringed pipefish)
Lineage: Eukaryota; Metazoa; Chordata; Actinopteri; Syngnathiformes; Syngnathidae
Gene: ubp1
Product: upstream binding protein 1
Exons: 16
Coding region: 804-2432 (542 amino acids)
Biological process (GO): regulation of transcription by RNA polymerase II
Cellular component (GO): nucleus
Molecular function (GO): DNA-binding transcription activator activity, RNA polymerase II-specific; RNA polymerase II cis-regulatory region sequence-specific DNA binding
Source: RefSeq, a predicted model, not a curated record
UCGGCAACCUAAAAUGAUGCAGGCUCAGGGAGCCAUGUUGAUACCUGCAGUUGUGUGUCUCUGGACGCUUGAAGGACCGCGGCGAGCCGACGUGGUGGACCGGGUAGCGCUAUGAAAAGAGGGGGACGAGCCGGGGCGGUACUGGGAGCACCGGAGGGACGUGCGAGCCGUCAGUAGGACCCCCACCUCCCCCUCCACCCUUCCCCGGACAUCAUCAUCAUCAUCACACAGCCAAGCAAAGGGAAGUUGAUGCGAGUUAGCUUGUUAGCUAGGUAGCAACAGCUGUGCGGACGCUGCGUGGGAUGCACCCCACGGAAUAACCGUCACACUAUUCCCAUUUACGGCUUGUUUUUAACCAUCUAACAUUGACGCGAACGACUCAAAAAUGAUUUUGGAGUGACAGGAAUUGGUCAAGUCAGGAGUAGUAAGCCUUACAUGGUUGCCCAAAGCUAGCUAGCAUGCUAGCCACCGUUAGCAUGUGAGAGCCAGCUCGCCUCUUCAAGUCACGAUCAUCUUUUUCUCGCUUUCACGGGAAGAUAAACUUCACGGUGGCGUUCGGACAAUUGCUGUGUUUCUGUGCUAAUGUAGCCCCACAGUGCGGAUAUGGAGAUCCGUCCCGUCUGUGAGGAAAGCUAUCGAUUCUCCAGGCUAGCUUGUCAAGCAGCAGCUAGCAAGCAGGCAGCCUAAGUUUCCUGCCGCGGCGUCUAGUCAGAAGGCUGCGGACUUCCUCACCCAGCCCGUCCUCCUCCUCAAGCAAGCUGGCGGCCCCCCAAGUGGAAGCCGACGACAAGGAGCUGGGGCCGAUGGCCUGGGUGCUCAAGAUCGACGAUGCCACCAUCGAGUCCGGACUGGUGCACGACUUCGAUGCCAGCCUCUCCGGCAUCGGGCAGGAGCUGGGGGCUGGAGCCUACAGCAUGAGCGAUGUGCUCGCCCUGCCCAUCUUCAAGCAGGAGGACUCUAGCCUCCCCCCAGAAAACGAGACCAAAAACCCCCCAUUCCAGUACGUGCUGUGCACCGCCACCUCCCCGGCUGUCAAGCUGCACGACGAGACGCUCACAUACCUCAACCAAGGCCAGUCUUACGAGGUACGCAUGUUGGACAACAGGAAGCCUGGUGAGUUGCCAGAGCUCAACAACAAGAUGGUGAAGAGCAUCGUGCGGGUGGUGUUUCAUGACAGGCGGCUGCAGUACACGGAGCACCAGCAGCUGGAGGGCUGGAAGUGGAAUCGUCCUGGCGAUCGUCUACUUGAUAUCGAUAUUCCCAUGUCGGUGGGCAUUGUGGAGCCCAAGACGCACCCCUCCCAACUGAAUGCCGCAGAGUUUCUGUGGGACUUGAACAAAAGAGCGUCUGUCUUUGUUCAGGUGCACUGCAUCAGCACAGAGUUCACCCCCAGGAAGCACGGCGGCGAGAAGGGCGUCCCCUUCAGGAUUCAGAUCGACACGUUCGCUCAGGGAGACAGCGGCGAAUACGCCGAGCACCUGCACUCGGCGUCCUGCCAAAUUAAAGUCUUCAAGCCAAAAGGGGCGGACCGCAAGCAGAAGACUGACAGGGAGAAGAUGGAGAAAAGAACCCCCCAAGAGAAGGAGAAAUACCAGCCUUCCUACGACACCACUAUCCUGUCUGAGACCAGACUUGAGCCCAUCAUCGAAGAAGCGGGCGACCACGAGCUGAAGAAGUCCAGCAAGCGGACACUUCCUGCUGACUGUGGUGACUCCCUGGCCAAGAGAGGCAGCUGCUCCCCCUGGCCGGACAACGCCUACGUCGGCACCAACCAGGCAGCUACUCCCUCCUUCACCUCCACCCCGCUGUCCACCUACACCACCUCAUCACUACCCGACAGCGACUCGUCCUCUCCCAAUCACCAGGCAGAACCUGGCGGCCAUGGCAGCAUAGAGCAGCUGAGUCCCGCCGCGUCCAUUCAGGACACGCAAAAGUGGUUGCUGAAAAACCGAUUCAACUCCUAUGCUCGACUCUUCUCUCACUUCUCAGGUUCGGAUUUGUUGAAGUUAACCCGGGACGACCUGGUCCAGAUUUGUGGUCCGCCAGAUGGAAUCCGACUCUUCAAUGCACUCAAAUCAAAAUCCGUGCGUCCCAGGUUGACGUUGUACGUUUGUCAGGAGUCGCCUCAGGACAGCCCCCUGCUGGAGAGACACACCACCAAUGAAAACGGAGAGCAGGGCGCCUCGCCCAGUUUACACGUCUACCACGCGCUCUACCUGGAGGAGCUGACGGCCGCCGAGCUUAUCCGCAAGAUGGCGAGCGUGUGCAGCCUCCCGCUGGGAAAGAUCAACCAGGUGUACAGACAAGGUCCCACAGGCAUUCACAUCCUGCUUAGCGACCAGAUGGUUUACAACUUGACAGACGAGAGCUGCUUUGUCAUCAGCACCGUCAAAGACGAGCACGGCGAAGGACUCCAUCUCAUCCUGAAGUAGGCGAGGACGGACAACGUCAUCCACACACCCCCACCCCACCCCAUCCCCCACGUUCCCCUCUUUGCCUGCUCUUUCCUUCUGCCCCUCCCACCCUGCUCCCCCUCUCGAUUGGUUGAUGGACAGCGAGGAGGCGUGUAAAUGUUAGAAUCUGACAUGCAGGGGGGUGUGUCCACUGUUUCAUAUUGAAAACACUACUAACAGAAAGAGGAGGGGGUGCAAGGGGAGUCCCUUUUUUUUGUAUUUUAUUUUAGAGUGACAUCAUCUUUUCUUAAGUGUGGGGUCGUUCAAAAAGCAGCAUGAGAGGGCCAGUAUUUGAUGACCUUUUUUGCUCGCCUUAUCACCACACUUGUUAUGAAAGGUGAGGGGGGGGGGGGGGUUGGCUUAAUAAUAAUAAUAAUUAUUGACCAGCUGUGCUCAGCAAACAUCCAUUUUUCUGAUUCAACGUCCUGCUAUCUGCCUGUUACUUUUUCUUUUUUCCUUUUUUUUUUUUUUUUUUUUUUAAAUAAGGAGAGUAGUUUCUGUUGACGUCUUUGCUUCUUUCCGGUGCCGUGGAGCGUUUUACUCGCUGUCACACCAAAAGCAGAAGACAUCUUGGACGGCGCCACCGCCGCCCUCCAAGCUUUGAUAUUUCGAGGACAGCCGUCCUAAUGAACGUGGACCAAACGGCGUCUCAUCCUCCGGACCGUGGAAAUUAUGGCAGCUUCACAUCCAUCCAUCCAUCCCAUCCAUCCGUCUGUCGGAAUCUGGUGUUUUUUCAUAAUGUAGCUGAGCAAGGUCACGUGAUUAGCUCCACCCUCACACACACACACACCCGUGUAGGUUUAGUCGACCCCUCUUAAACGUGCUGUCUGCCUCUUAAACGUGUCAAGGUGUGAAUGUGCAUGUGUUUUUUUUUUGUUGUUGUUCUUGCAAAGACUUGAUUGAUGCUAAUAGAUUUGUUAGCUUGCUGUCGAGUCAAGCGCAUGUGUGGGGAGGGGGCCGAGUAAGGCCCUGAUCUGACGAGAUGAGACCAAGCCUGCACUGAUUUAAAAAAAAAUAAAUGGAAAAAAUCCAACCUUCACGUGUAGUCAGUCAUCUACAGCCACAGCAGAGCCUGCCUGGACUUGUAGCUCCUGUGGCGUCAGCACAGCACAGUGAAUAAUCUCCAUAGACACCCACCUACCCACCCCAAACACUGAGUGAGCGUGUGGGCCAAACAAGUCUGCUUCAGCCGGACUCAUCGCGGGUGCGCAUGAGAGGGUAACCACUCUUGGUGUUCAACCUAACGUCAAUGAUUCUGCUUGUGGUGUGCUGGACAUGCACACAAACGUGCUGGGAAUAAAUGAUUUCAUAACUUU